CGCAGCUAUUUAGAUCAAAGAUCCCCUCGUGAAUUUUUUUUCGAGAAAAUCAGAUAUUUUGGAAAUUUAAUUAAUUACACAGGAUGUGGUUCGAGAUCAUACCACCUUGCGCGAUUAUUUGCGUCGCUUUAUACUUACCUGGAUUUGCCACUUAUCAUUUAAACAAAGCAAUAUGUGGAAAUGCUUAUCGUAGAAACACCGACGAGAGAUUUGAUCGAGUAAUGUAUAUGCGAGACUACAGAAUCAACAAGAACGUUUAUCAAGGACAGGGUCUCGAGGGUAUUCCUGAUAAAUAAACUAUUAAAUUACUAUGAUUUGUAAAUUCAAGUUUAGAAUUUGGUGUUUAAAUAAAUCCAUGUAACAAUUUAAUUAAAUUAAC
This is a messenger RNA of Chironomus riparius, 379 nucleotides long. NCBI's taxonomy places the organism in Eukaryota, Metazoa, Arthropoda, Insecta, Diptera, Chironomidae. The record is from the annotation of a GenBank genome assembly.